Pyricularia grisea is the source of this 2424-nucleotide messenger RNA. RefSeq lists its product as uncharacterized. Gene Ontology annotation, biological process: karyogamy involved in conjugation with cellular fusion; nuclear membrane fusion involved in karyogamy. The transcript is spliced from 4 exons. Bases 428 to 1945 code for a protein of 505 amino acids. Gene Ontology annotation, cellular component: endoplasmic reticulum membrane. The record is from RefSeq and is a predicted model, not a curated record. Lineage: Eukaryota; Fungi; Ascomycota; Sordariomycetes; Magnaporthales; Pyriculariaceae.
UUUUUUUUUUCGGAGUAGAAACAAAAAUAAGUAGAGAGACUCUGGGGUGCAUGUAUCGCAAAGCUGCCAAACCUUCUUGGACAGUUGUGCUAGUCUGCCCAUUGAGCAAACAAGAUUCCCAAUACCUUAUAGAAAUCGCAGGGAUCAGUCGUCACUUCCUUCUCACCCUUCGGUCCUUCCAAAUUGUAUACUGAGCAUACAGACCUGCAGCAAACGGGCACCUUGUCUUCUUUCGCAAACCCACAUCUUGCCACAGCAGUAUUGACUCUCGCCUCUUCUCUCUGCUCUUUCUUCACCUUCUGCCCAUCUCCAUCAAACUUGAACAUCAUGAAACACAAGCUUCUUUAACCGCCAUCCGGACAUCGAUUCAGGAAAGGUUCAAAUCUACACUGAUGCACUCUCAUUGAUAUCCUUUCCUGCCAACGUAAUGCAUUUUCCAAUUUCUUUGGGUGCCUUGCACUUCCUGAUAGUGCUAUGCUUCUCGCCGCGCAGCAUUGAGGCACUCGGCUGGGGAAACCGCGCCAAGUCAUCGCCACCACAGAGGGCCCGCGAGGCUACGAAAUUUCACACAGAUGCCUACAUCCCGGCCUCCGCCAUUCAGCCUGCUGUACUUGUCGACCUUUACGCUGAUGCCUUACGACAACUCCAACAGCUAGAGUCGGAACCUCUAUGCCAUCGCAUCGCCGCACGACUUCUUGUCACCAACUGCCAGCUUCUUGAUGGAAAGGAUGAAGCAACUGUACUUACCGAUAGCGGGCGUCUUAUCCGCGAUUUUGUGGAGGCUUACGCAGUCAGUCUUGCCAUUUGCGACCUCGAACGUGGCGAUUUCCACAUUCCCUCAGAAUGUUCACCGUUUCGAGAACCCGCACUUAUCAAAGUCUCGGCUCAGAGGGACUUCUCUCUACAUGUUUCCUCGUCUCAAAUACAAGCGUGCAUCUCAGGCCUAAAGUCUCCAGACUCAGCGUGGGGAACAUACAUCAGCUAUAGGCACAAGGCGCUGCAGUUCUGUGAAGCAGCGAGGGCUGAUCAAGAGAAGACCCAAAAUAUUCUUAUAUUUCAGAAGCUCAUCAAGGUCACCGAGCAGCUGGUCACAGGGGUCGAAACCGAGCUUCAAAAACGUAUGAACGAUCUCGACGAGCGAACUCAACAAGCAAGCGAUGCUAUCGACCGCCUCAACCCCAAACUGCAUGGCUUACACGAGAGCUUUGGAAAGAUUCAGAGCAUACACAACGGGCUUAGUGAGGCGUUGAGAGAUUCAGUUGGAGCAACCCGAUCCGUUCUGGAGGAUUCUACCACAUUGCAACAGCUUCUCAAAGUUAUGGUAGACGCGGUCCUUCAGCACCACUCUGAAGUGGCAUCUGCAAAUGAGCGUUCAGUCGAAAGCUACGGAGCCAUCACCGCCGCCAGCAUAAAAGCUUCCGAGGAAAUGGGCCAGAUGCUUUCUGCACUUUCGAUUGCGAAAACAUAUACAGCAGAGCUGAAUCAAAAACUCGAACUCUCUCGCCUCGAAGCUGCUGAGCUUUCAAAGCGUCAGGACCUUGUGGGAAACAGUUUGGUGCGUCUCGAGAACAUGACCGAACAGCUAGUUGAAAAGUACGACAACCAUUCCUCCAAGCUCGAAUCAGUCCGCAACAUGACGAAUGACAUUGUCGAGACAUUGAACGACGCCCAGGUAUUGGCUACUGCCACGAAGAAUACAUUCACUUUCGGGUCAAGUUGGUGGCUCACGUACGUGACAUUACCUCUCGGCUUUGUUGUUGCAGGCUCUUACGGUCUUUCGCCAUCACUUCCUCGGAACAUAUUGCUGGCUGCUCUUAGGGAGGGCCUAGCUUUGCUAUGGUCGUCCCGGGAUGCAUUCAGUAUAUGGCCGUCUAGUUUGACGUCUUUCUUUUUUUCUUCAAAUUCCAACAUGCUUCUCAAUGCCACAAUUCCUACUUCACUUUAACAAGUCCAAGCUUGAUAUUUCGACCAUUAACAGCAUUUGCAUAUAUUUAUCGGGCAAAAAUCUGACGCACAUACAUUUGUACUCGUCCUUCUCCUCGGAUACGAAUUGGCACUUUUCAUAUUCUCCCCUUCAAGUUUUUUGGCACACACACAUAUAUGGCGAAAUUGCGGGAAAAUUUGGACCUUCUCAAGCAGAAAAGGUGCUGCUCAAGGUUACCGGGUAAUGGGCACAGGUCUCUACGUGGGUGCGAUGAUAGUCCUAACAUCAUUGCCUUCCUAAUGCCGAAUACGGACUCACAUUUGAUGGUUUUUGCUUCUCGACAAAUAAUUUCUCUACAAUAAAACAGAAAUCUUGGCUCCUUCUAUACUCCGCGAAUGCGAGGCAUGACUUGGUAGACUUGUACCUUUCAGACGCCUGUGAUGCUCAUCCUGCUUUAUUCAUGGUUCCGUUCGGCUCCAUCCGUUUGCCAUCCCUUGCAU